AGAUUUUCCUUCUCCUUCAGCGACGACGUAACAUUCGCCGGACCACAUUUAUCUCCGACGUCGGCCGCUUAGACAGAGACUAACCCUGAUCAAGUUGAGAUCAUAUUGGAGGAGCCGCUCAAGGCUAAAGCUGUGAUGGAAAAGACUAACCCUGAUGGUGCUCAAGAGCUUCCUUCAUCUGGUCUCGAACAGGCUCCACUUCAUCUCAAUCAGAAAUCUGGUGAGAAGAGAAAGAGAGAAGGAUUGGUGAGAAGAGAAAGAGAAGCUGGAAACAGCAGCGAGAAUGAAGAAGUUAUUAUUGUUGGUGACACUAAAGCUAUAGAAGAUUUAUGUUUUGAUGGAGGAGAGCAGUCUCAGAAGUCUGUGUAUAGCAAGCGGCAAGCUUUCGUUGCACAGAGCAACAGAAAUGGUGAAGGGUCUUUGGGCAAGGAAGAAGCAGGAGAAGAACCAGAAAGAGCAAAGUAGGUUUUAGCUUUCAAUGACUUUGAUAAGCUGAGGGAAGAAGUACACUUUGAAGUUGGCCAGACCUGGGCUCUUUAUGAUACAGUGGAUGGGAUGCCUAGAUUGUAUGCUCAGAUCAAAGAAGUUUUUGUUUCUGGUUUUAAUGUUACUGUCACGUGGCUUGAGCCUGAUCCAUAUGACGAGGAACCAAUACAGAGGUAUGAAAAAGACUUGCCUGUUUCUGUUGGUAGGUUUAAACUUGGAAAAGAUGAGACUAUUAAAGAUCACACAAGGUUUUCUCACUUGGUUCAUUGCAAUAAAGGAAGUAGCGCGGGUAAAUUCUGUAUAUACCCAAGAAUAGGAGAGACAUGGGCUAUCUUCAAGGGUCGCUACAAAUCUCUCAUGACGAGCUUUGACAUCAACUGGUUAGCUGAUCCCGGUUCUCCCUGGAAAUAUCAGUACGCAUUUGUCGAAAUCGUGUCAGAAGAUGCUGGAUCAAGUGACCCUUUAUCUGCUGGUUUCUUGCAUAAAGCAAAAGGCUUCUUAAGCUUGUUUUGUCGCUUUAAUGAGGAAAUUGUUACAUCUUAUGUUCGUAAUUCCGAUGUUUAUCAAUUCUCUCAUUGUGUUCCAUCAUUUAAGACGACUGGAAAGAAGCAGAAGGUGUGCCUCGAGGUGCUUAUGAGCUGGAUCCUACUGCAUUACCAACAAAUAUCAAAGAGAUAGACGUCCCUUUGCAUCUACUAGCAGAGCCUAAAGAGUCAAACUCCGAGAAUAAUACGUAUUCGCAAUGCGUGCACUUUGCUUGCAAGGGAAGGACUUAUGAAACAGGCCAAGUCUGGUCAUUUUGCAGUGGUGACGAUUACUUGCCCCGGUACUAUGGCAAGAUUCAGAAAAUCACAUUUGUUCAGGCAUUUGAGCAGGAUCCAGUAGUUAAAUUGCAUGUAGGUCGGCUAAAGGCUACAGUAAUCAAAGGCGUCAUCCAGUGGAUUGACAAGAGAAUGCCCACUGGCUGUGGGAGUUUCCGGGCAACUAAAGCUCUUGAAAUAUUCACUGAUCUUGAUGUAUUUUCACGUCAGAUUAGCUCAGAGGAUGGAAAUAAUUACAGUAUCAUGCCAAAGACUGGUAAUAUUUGGGCUAUUUACAGAAACUGGAGUAAUGACAUUGAUGUGGUUGAUCUUCAAUCCCAAACUUAUGAUCUUGUGGAAAUUCUGGAUGAUAAACAGGACUACAAGGUUCUGUUGUUGGCACCUGAUGGUGGCUUUAAAUUAGCAGAUCGUGCAGGUUUUGGUUCGGUGUAUUUAGCUGCUACUGAGCACUGGAUUGAUGGCAAGGAUGUAAGAUUCACAAUCCCGAAAUCCGAACUACUCAGAUUCUCGCAUCAAGUUCCAACUUCGAAAGUAACAAAAGAGAUACAUGGAGCUUUGCAAGAAGUCUAUGAACCUAAUAUUGAGGCAUUACCAGUGAACUUGAUUCUAUGA
Arabidopsis thaliana (thale cress) is the source of this 1919-nucleotide messenger RNA. RefSeq names its product DNAJ heat shock amino-terminal domain protein, putative (DUF3444). The record is from RefSeq and is marked reviewed. Lineage: Eukaryota; Viridiplantae; Streptophyta; Magnoliopsida; Brassicales; Brassicaceae. The transcript has 2 exons.